GUGCCAGCAGCCAGCGGUGCCCCACGCCAUCCCCUCCCACCUCCCCCGGGAUGCCCUGCGACAGCUGCAGCAUCGCCCCGCUGACGCCCUCCCAGUCACCGAGGACUGAGGCUCGCUCCCACCAAACUGCCUCCUUUGCUGUGGUAGUGGCCAUCGACUUCGGCACCACAUCCAGUGGCUAUGCCUUCAGCUUCUCCAGCGACCCCGAGGCCAUCCAUAUGAUGAGGAAAUGGGAAGGGGGGGACCCAGGGGUGGCCAACCAGAAGACCCCCACCAGCCUCCUGCUGACUCCGGAGGGAGCCUUCCACAGCUUUGGCUACACGGCCAGGGACUACUACCAUGACCUGGACCCCGAGGAAGCCCGUGACUGGCUCUACUUUGAGAAGUUUAAGAUGAAGAUUCACAGCACCAGCGAUCUCACCAUGAAAACGGAGCUAGAAGCCAUCAACGGGAAGAAGAUGGCAGCAUUGCAGGUGUUCGCCCAUGCACUCCACUUCUUUAAGCAGCAUGCCGUGCAGGAGCUGCAGGACCAGUGCCCGUCCCUGCCCGAGCACGAUGCCAUCCGCUGGGUCAUCACUGUGCCCGCCAUCUGGAAGCAACCAGCCAAGCAGUUCAUGCGGGAGGCUGCCUACAAGGCCGGUCUGGUGUCCCCAGAGAACCCAGAGCAGCUGCUGAUCGCACUGGAGCCCGAAGCCGCUUCCAUUUACUGCAGGAAACUUCG
Messenger RNA from Tauraco erythrolophus (red-crested turaco), 721 nucleotides. Lineage: Eukaryota; Metazoa; Chordata; Aves; Musophagiformes; Musophagidae. The record is from RefSeq and is a predicted model, not a curated record.